AUGGAAGCAUUAAAAGAAAUCUCACAGUCAUUACAAAAGACCGUUUUGCCUCUACCCACUUAUAUGUCAAAUAUAGCUCAGUAUAUUGACAUAAUAAAACUACAAGCUUAUCAGCUUGAUUCAAAAAUUGUUUUCGUUCUCGAAAUUCCGUUAGUUGAUCCCGAAAUCUUCACCUUGUAUCAACUAUAUUCAAUACCAAUAUUAGAUAAUCAAACUGGUUUUCAUCAUAUACUUUCAACUAUUCAUAAAUACAUAGCGCGAGAUGAUGAUUCAAUUUCAUAUGUCUUACCCAUGGACACCGAAAAAUGCAAUCAAAUCAGUCAAAACCAAAGAAUGUGUACAGACAUUCUUCCGUACCCCAUAGACACCGAUGCUAUAUGCGAAGCCCAGCUUUUGAAACCUCUCAGCAACUUGCCAAAAACUUGCCAGAUGUCCAUGCUCUUGGCACAAGGUUACAACGUUCAAGAAAUUGACCGAAAUUUAUGGUUGCUAACCAUUUCCGAUCCAUUACCAGUAACAAUCAAAUGUGCAAGAAAAGAUGUCACUACACGAAUAAUCAAAACAAAUUCAAUCUUAAGAUUAAUUCCCGAAUGUAUUGCAUUCAUUGGCAGUACCAGAAUUCAUGCCAAAGACCAAAUCGAGAAAUAUACAAAUAUUACGUAUAGAAGUCACCCAGUUAACGUACCCUACAGAUGCUGUGAUCAUUUUGAGACAAAGAGUCACCUAUCAAAAUUGAAACCACUAAAACUCAGUAAGAUCAACGUAGAUGACUUAAAUAUUGCACAACACAAACUAGACCAAUAUUCAGAAGAACUGGACUAUAUCAUGAGCCAAUCAUUCAUCGAGGAACAUUUACCCUUAUUCACCAUAUCUACCUUAUCCCUGAUUAUCAUCCUAGUUAUCUUAUACCUUUGCUGUAAAUAUCGAACCAAAAUAUUCCCAAAAAUUGCAAUCUCCUUGUCCCAGGAUCAGCCUCCAACUUCAGCACCACGCAGGAAUUCCAUUAGACAGAAACUUCAAAGCUUAACCUCCUUCAGAAGAAGACCCAAUGUCCAACAAGAAAGCGAAGAAGAAGCAGAAACACCAAUUUCUCUGUAA
Messenger RNA from Diabrotica virgifera virgifera (western corn rootworm), 1098 nucleotides. RefSeq lists its product as uncharacterized. Bases 1 to 1098 code for a protein of 365 amino acids. The transcript has a single exon. Lineage: Eukaryota; Metazoa; Arthropoda; Insecta; Coleoptera; Chrysomelidae. The record is from RefSeq and is a predicted model, not a curated record.